Torulaspora globosa is the source of this 834-nucleotide messenger RNA. RefSeq names its product proteasome core particle subunit alpha 7 (gene PRE10). NCBI's taxonomy places the organism in Eukaryota, Fungi, Ascomycota, Saccharomycetes, Saccharomycetales, Saccharomycetaceae. Gene Ontology annotation, cellular component: nucleus; proteasome core complex; proteasome core complex, alpha-subunit complex. Gene Ontology annotation, biological process: ubiquitin-dependent protein catabolic process. The record is from RefSeq and is a predicted model, not a curated record. The coding region runs from base 1 to 834 and encodes 277 amino acids. The transcript has a single exon.
AUGACUUCAAUUGGCACCGGUUACGAUUUGUCCAAUAGUGUUUUCUCUCCCGAUGGAAGAAAUUUCCAGGUCGAAUAUGCAGUGAAAGCGGUAGAAAACGGUACCACUUCGAUCGGAAUCAAGUUUAAUGACGGUGUUGUGUUUGCUGUAGAGAAAUUGAUCACAUCGAAAUUGCUAGUACCCAAAAAGAAUGUCAAGAUCCAGGUAAUCGACCGUCAUAUUGGAUGUGUUUAUUCAGGCCUGAUGCCUGACGGCAGACAACUGGUGAACAGAGGGCGUGAAGAGGCAUCUAGUUUCAAGAAGUUAUACAACAAACCUAUCCCUAUACCGGCACUUGCGGACCGUCUGGGUCAAUACGUACAGGCGCACACGCUGUAUAACAGUGUGAGACCAUUUGGUGUCACGACGAUCUUCGGAGGAAUAGACGAGGAGGGUCCUCAUUUGUACAUGCUUGAGCCAAGUGGCGCUCAUUGGGGUUACAAGGGAGCCGCCACAGGGAAGGGCAGGCAGACGGCUAAGGCAGAGCUGGAGAAGUUGGUCGAUAAGUAUCCAGAUGGGAUAACUGGCAAGGAAGCUGUGAAACAGGCUGCCAAAAUUAUCUACAUGGCACACGAAGACAACAAGGAAAAGGAUUUCGAGUUGGAAAUAAGUUGGUGCUCUGCAUCUGAAACAAAUGGUCUGCAUAAAAUGGUACAGGGCGAGCUUCUCGAAGAAGCAAUCGAAUUCGCCAAGAAGGAGGCCAAUGGAGAUCAAGAUAGCGAUGAAUCUAGUGAUGACGAACCCACAAAUUCUGCCGUGGUUGUUGAUGCAGAAGGGGAUGUUAAUAUAGAAUAG